Messenger RNA from Chrysochloris asiatica (Cape golden mole), 2121 nucleotides. RefSeq names its product coiled-coil domain containing 170 (gene CCDC170). Gene Ontology annotation, molecular function: microtubule binding. Gene Ontology annotation, biological process: microtubule cytoskeleton organization. Bases 1 to 2121 code for a protein of 706 amino acids. Gene Ontology annotation, cellular component: Golgi apparatus. The transcript has 10 exons. Lineage: Eukaryota; Metazoa; Chordata; Mammalia; Afrosoricida; Chrysochloridae. The record is from RefSeq and is a predicted model, not a curated record.
AUGUUUUGUCUUCUGGGGGAACCCUACCAGGAAACUUAUGGUCAUAUUUUGGAAGUUCCAGUCACUCGGGAGCAAGUAAAUCAUUAUCGGAAUGUGGCUGAAAAUGCUCAGAGCGAACUGGCGGCCACUGUGGUCAAAUUUGAAUGUGCUCAGUCGGAGCUUCGAGACCUCCGAUCCAAGAUGCUUUCUAAAGAAGUUUCCUGUCAAGAGUUGAAAGCUGAAAUGGAGAGCUAUAAAGAGAGCAAUGCCCGAAAAUCAUCUCUCCUCAGCUCGUUGAGAGACAGAGUUCAGGAGCUAGAGGGAGAAAGAACAGCACUUUCCACUUCGAAAAUGAGAACAGAAAUUACAGCUCACACCACCAUCAAGGAGAACCAAGGGUUAAAGAUGAAACUUACAGCAUUAGAAGAAAAAUUACAAAAGUGUUUAAAGGAAAAUGAGGAGAAUAAGAAUGAAGUCUCAAAGAAUUGCAGAAAACAGGAGGAAUUUCUGUCUCAACUUCACGACUGCUUGGAUCUGGAUAAGAAGAAUGAAAAAGCAUCAGAUGAAGAUUUGAUUUUAAAGCUUCGAGAACUGUGCAAGGAGAAUGCAUUUGCAAAAGGACAGAUUGUGACUCUUGAAGAGACCAUAAGUGUCCAUGAGAUGGAGUCAAAGGCCAGCAGAGAGACCAUCAUGAGGCUGGCUGAGGAAGUCAGCACACAGCAGGAAAAGGCUGCCUCCUGUCUGGAAGAGAACACCAAAUUGAGCCAGGACUUGCUCGGGGCUGUAGAGGCAAAAGAAGCUCUUGAAAAGGAAGUUAAGAUCUUCCAAGACAGGCUCCUUGCUGGCCAGCGGGUCUGGGAUGCCUUGAAGCAGGAGCUGAGCCACCUGAAGAAAAGCUCUUCUGAACUGGAGAAGAGUUUGAAGGCGAGUCUGGACAAAGCUGCAGCCUCGCAGAACCAGUACUCCUCAUUUCGGGAGAAAAUCGUAGCUCUCCUUAAGGGCAGCUGGGGCUUCACAGGGACCACGGAGGAUGCCAUCCUGGAGAAGAUUCAAGAUAUGGGUGGCCAGAAAGAGAGCAGGAAAAGGAUGGUCUCCCAGCUUGAUGCCCAAAUAUCAAAGCUCAUGGAACAGUUGGGGAAUGAGGCGAGGCUGCACCAGAAAGCUUUUCAGAGGGCCCAGAAAGCAGAGAAUCAGUUAGAAACUCUUCAGGGCCAAUUAACACAACUGGAGGAAGAGCUGGCAUCUGGAGAGUGUUUGAGAGACAACUUGAAUUUUGAGAACCAAAAAUAUCUUAGAUUUCUGGAUCAGCUUUCAGAAAAAAUGAAGUUGGACCAGAUGGCUGCUGAACUUGGCUUUGACAUGCGUCUGGAUGUAGUUUUAGCCCGCACAGAGCAGCUGAUCCGCCUUGAGAGCCAUGCAGUCGUUGAAAACAAGACGAUCGCCCACAAUUUACAGAGAAAGCUCAAGACUCAGAAAGAACGACUGGAGAGUAAGGAACUACACAUGACCCUCCUCCGGCAGAAGCUAGCCCAGCUUCAAGAGGAGAGGCAGGCGCGCACAGCCCUGGCGGUGGAGAGGGACGAGGCCACCGUCGCCAGCCGGAAGCUGGAGAAGAAGGUGGACAGACUGCAGAAGGAGCUGAGUGCCUGUCGAGUAUCGAACACUGAGCUCAAAGCCAAACUUGCUGACACCAAUGAGCUUAAGAUUAAAACUUUGGAACAGAACAAGGCCAUUGAAGACCUAAAUCAAUCCAGAGACAAACUGGAGAAGAUGAAGGAGAAAGCCGAGCGGAAACUGAUGUCAGUCAAGACCAAACUGGACACCACAGAGCAUGAGGCGGCGGAGCAGAGAGAGAAGGCCAAGAAUAUGAUAGAAGUGGUAACCAGUGAGGUGAAGAUCCUAAAAAAAUCUCUGGAAGAGGCCGAAAAGAGAGAAAAACAGCUGUUGGACUUCAGGGACGUAGUUUCCCAGAUGCUGGGCUUAACGGUGACCAGUCUCGCCCUUCCUGAGUAUGAAAUCAUCAAGUGUCUUGAAAGACUCAUCCACUCACAUCAGCACCAUUUUGUCACCUGUGCUUGCUUCAAAGAUGUGAUCACCGGGAGAGACAGGCACCCACCAGACCACUUAAAGCCUCUUCAUUGA